UUGUGACAUAUAUAUAAAACAAACCAUCGCCACAAUUUCUAUCAGUCCCAAAAGUCUUCCACCAACCACCAAUGCCUUUUGUUACAUUAGUUUGCAUUUUCUGAUUUUUGACAGAAGCGAAAAGGCAAUUCAGUAGAGAAGGGAUAGUCUUUCAACACAUUGUGCUCAAAGAAGUGCAUAUUCAUAGGUUAAAAAUGAAGUUUGAUUGUAUCUGGCACCAUGUACAAAAUUUAACUCAAAAUGGAUCAUUGACCUAAAUGUAAAAUAAAAACUAUAAAACUCUAGACAAGGACGUUAGGUAAAGAUUUCUUAGAUAUAAAACCAAAAGCUCAGAUACAAAAGAACAAGUUGAAAAAUUGGACUUACUCAAAAUUAGGGAUUGCUAAUUUUGAUAAUGUGAAAAACAAGAGAGAAGGUAGGAAAAUUGGGAGCACAGGAUUGAACGCAUAGCUUUGGCUUCCUCAGUGAAGACAGAAAAUAGGAGGUGGGGAAUUCCCUGGCAGUCCAGUGGUUAGGGCUCAGAGCCUUCACUGCCUUGGCCAAAAAAAGAGAGAGAGAGAAAAUAGGAGGUAGACCAGCGAUUCCAGCUAUUCAGUCAUCCCUGUUCCUCUCCUUUGUCAUCAUCUCAAGUUUGGGGUCUUCUACAAAUUUUAUUACUCUUUUCAAAUUCUUAGCAUUUGUCCUAGCAUUUAGAAAUCUCACAUCUUUUAUUUAUUUAUUGGGCCGCACCGCUCAGCUUACAGGAUUGCAGGAUCGUAGUUCCUGACCAGGGGUUGAACCCUGGCCCACGGCAGUGAAAGUCCUAACCACUGGACCAUCAGGGAAUUCCCUCACAUCUUUUAAAUCCUAAUUUUUCCUUUAGUAAGUUGUGUUUGUUUUGAAUUUCUCCAGUGUUCUGAUUAUUUUCUUACGACCCAGGCAUCAAGGCACCAAGUUCGCCCAGGCCUCUUGCUGUAUUAGGAGCUAGACCCUUCCUCUCUUGGCAGAUCCUGAUGUCCUCUAGGUGUUCCAGGACAACCUCACACUGUCUCAUGGGAUAUUCUUAGCUAUGCUGAAUGUUGUUGGUAUUUUAAUUGAACUCUGGCAAGCUGCUCAGCACUGCGUGAGGCAGACAGAUAGGGAGGCCUCUGUGGGAGCCGUAGGAGACCACUAGUUUCCCGGCUGUUCUGAUGCAGGGCUUUGUGAAGGAUGUCCAUGAAGACUCUGUCACCAUCUUCUUUGAAAACAACUGGCAGAGUGAGAGACAAAUUCCUUUCGGGGAUGUCCGGCUACCACCUCCAGCUGACUAUAAUAAGGAGAUCACAGAAGGGGAUGAAGUGGAGGUUUAUUCUCGAGCCAAUGAGCAAGAACCUUGUGGCUGGUGGCUGGCCCGGGUGCGGAUGAUGAAGGGAGAUUUCUGUGUCAUUGAAUAUGCUGCCUGUGAUGCCACUUACAAUGAGAUUGUCACCCUGGAACGGCUUCGGCCAGUUAAUCCCAAUCCCCUUGCAACCAAAGGCAGCUUCUUCAAGGUUACCAUGGCUGUGCCUGAGGAUCUGAGAGAGGCCUGCUCCAAUGAAAACGUCCAUAAAGAGUUCAAGAAAGCAUUGGGAGCAAACUGCAUCUUUCUCAACAUCACAAAUCGUGAGCUCUUCAUCCUGCUCCGGAGGCAUCUGAAGAGCUCCUUGCGGACACUUUUCCGUCAUGUUUUCCCCAAAGACAAGCAAGCCAGCUGUGUAGGCAGCCAUCGCAUGUGCAUGCGCUGCUCCGUGGAUCCCAAGAAGCUGCGCUCAAGAGUUUCUUCCCGCUUCCGCCAUCGCCCAAGCUUCCUGCUCGGGCACCCAAACCACCUUGACUCGUGGAUACCAGACUCAAAAGAUGAGAAGGCUUCUGGGUGCUGCUGGAUGCCGCCUCAGUGUGGACGGGCUGGGGCUCCCACGGAGGCUCCACGGGGACUGUGGAAGGAGGGGGUAGUGGGAGCUGGCGAGGCCCCUCCGGUCACAGCCUUAAAGUCCCGAGCCACCUUUUACUCCAGGCAAGAGACAUCUUCCAAGCUCCGCAGGAUGAGCAAGGUGGACGUGCUUCCAGGCCGCCUGCCCCAAGAGAGCAAGACGAAGACCCCAGACUAUGACCCAGCCCAGGCUCCAGCCCGGGCCCAGACCCGCCCCCCAGUUCAGCCCCCUGCGCAUGCUCCUGCCAACGCCCAGACCUUCGCCUCAGCCCACCCCCCUGAGCACACCCCCCCCCCACCCCAGGCCGAGACCUGCUCCCGAGGCCACGCCCAUGAGCACACUUCCGCCCAGGCCCAGGCCUUCUCCCCAGUGGACCCCACUGGGCACACUCCUGCCAAGGCCCAGAACUUUUCCUCAACCCACCCCUCUGAGCACGCCCCACCUCAGGCCCAGACUUGCUCCACGUUCCACCCCCCUGAGCACACCACCCCCCAGGCCCAGACCCCCUCCCCAGCCCUCACCCCUGAGCACAGCCCUGCCCAGGUCCAUGGCCCUGAGCAUACCUCAGCCCAUACCCCAGCCCAGGCCCAAGCCCAGGCCCCCUCAAAUGCCUCAGCCCAGUCCCUGGGCCACACUUCUCUCUGCACCCUGACCCAUGCUCAUCUGACCUAUACCCAUGCCAACACUCUGGUCCCUCCCCCACCUUCGGCCCCAGUCCCUCCCCCAACUUCUGCCCCUGCUACUACUCCUGCCCUAGCCCCUACACCAGCCCCUGUCCCGAUCUCUGCCACAACCUCUGUCCCAGUGCAGGUCAUGGCCCUGACGACCACUCCAUUCCCUUCCACCACCCCGACCCCCAUCCUAGCUUCUAUUCCCUCUACCUUGUCUGCCUUCAGCCAAGGCCUCUCCUCCGGCCAGGUGGUCUACGAUGCCCGCAGGGUAAAGCAGAACGUGGUCCAUGUGUGUCCCCCUCAGAACUCUGGGUACUCCAGAAAGGACUUGGGUACCGUCUGCAGGCCCCAAGAGGGGCAUGGUCUGGUGAGCUCUGGUACAGCUGAGCAAACACUGAAGCAAUGUAGUGGGGACAGUGCCAAGCCCUCCACAGGAUCCAUACUGGGUUACCUGGAGUUGGGGAAUAUGGAAUGGAAGAUCUCAAAUGAUGCCAAAGACAAAUUUGUGCAGUCCAAGACCUUCCCUUACUGCAGCUUCCAUCCUUGCAGUUCUGAGAAGAGAAACACGGACCCCCAGGCUCCAGUCUACCCCAAAUUCCUGGUGUACUCCAAGGAUGCUGCACCUUCUCAACCUUGCUUCCAUUCUCCAACCAGUGCCCAGAGCUCACCAUGCGCCAUGCCUCCACCAUGCACUCUUUCUCUGCCUCUUGUUUCUCCCAGAUCCUUUGUCCUUCAUCAACACAGCAACCACCACAAGCCCUCCGCCUUAAUACAACCCCCCACCUUUCCCCCAACCUCCAAGUCUCCUCCGUCUGUCCUCUCUUCCCAGGGCCCCAUCCCUCCCCAGUUAGCCACUACGUCCCAAACCCCAAACCAGCCCCAACCCCCUGAACUUCGUGAGAGUCUAGGCCUCAACCAAGGCUCUGUCCUCCAAAGGACCCCAGGCCCUGCAAGAGAGUGUAGGGUUUCCAGAAACCCAGGCCUUACCCCAAAUCCAGGCCUCCACAAGAACCCUCUAGGAACUGACUCUGUCCAAGCUUUGGGCCCACAUCAGACCCGAAAGUUAUUUAGAUCUGAGGCAGUUCCUCGAAAGGAGGAUGCAGGGCAGCACAUACCAUGGACUUCUGUCCCACCCAGUCAGAACUCCUGCUCUCCCAAGGCUCAGGUGACCUACAAUGACCUGCAAACCUUCUCAGAGGUACCUGUGCUGAUUGAGCUGCAAUCAUCCUCCCGGCGAGCAGGCAGCCAAGACUGGGUGUACCACGCCAUGGAUACAGUUCCUCCAGCCUGCCAGAACUAUCGCCAGAUGUCUACGCCUCCCAAGACCAGCUGGAAGCCCUACUGUCCUGGGUCAGGCACCCGGCUAGGGCAUGUGGUCUUUGACGCCCGCCAGAGACAGUUCAGAGCGGGCAGGGACAAAUGCGAAGCUCUGUCUCCCAGGCGCCUUCACCGAGAGACAUCCAACAACUCACCGGAGACCAUCAAGGUGUGGGGAUAUCAGGGGACAGAUAUGCAUGAGGAAUAAAGAGACAAGAGAAGUGUUCUGUGGUUGUGUGAGGACAUCCACCCCAGCCCCAUCCCACAGGGCCUGAUGAGGACCUAAACUAUCCCUGCUUUCCCUCCAUCGCUGUCUAGCUAAAUCCGUUAUCCCCAAGGCCCUAGAGCUGCAUUGUCAAUUA
Balaenoptera acutorostrata (minke whale) is the source of this 4278-nucleotide messenger RNA. Its product is annotated as RNA-binding protein FXR2-like. The transcript is spliced from 8 exons. NCBI's taxonomy places the organism in Eukaryota, Metazoa, Chordata, Mammalia, Artiodactyla, Balaenopteridae. Gene Ontology annotation, biological process: regulation of modification of synaptic structure; regulation of filopodium assembly; negative regulation of translation. Gene Ontology annotation, cellular component: postsynaptic density; dendritic spine neck; membrane. The coding region runs from base 1170 to 4124 and encodes 984 amino acids. The record is from RefSeq and is a predicted model, not a curated record. Gene Ontology annotation, molecular function: translation regulator activity; mRNA 3'-UTR binding; protein homodimerization activity.